AUGGAGUUCACUGAAGAGUUUUAUAAGGCUCAUGAAAACAGGAUUCCAGAAAGAUCUCAAGGCAUGGCUAAACAACUGCAGCAGCACGAUUGGAAAAGAAUCAUUGAGGAAUUCUCCCAACAGGAAUCACCUCCAAGCAUUAGGGAGCUGGGUGCCCAGGAAUACAUAGCAAAGGACUUCCAGGAUCAUCAGAAAGAUGAUAACAGGGACUCCCUCACUGCUUUGGGUGCUGAUAUGAACCCUGGAAUUUUAGACAGGAAGGACACAGAAACUGAAGCCGAAGGGCGCCGCGGCCGGCGGGGCGGUGCUCGCACCCGGGAUCGCCCCUCGGCUGCAGUGUGUUCGCAUCCGAGAGACCAUGGUGGGCUCCCCGCGCUCCCCGCUGCUCCUGCUGGCCGCCCUGACCGUCGCCCUGGCCCUGGCCGUGAGCUCGCGGCCGCGCAGGGCCCUGGAAAGAGUCGCCUGCUGGGCGGCCUGAUGGAGGAGGGCGUGCAGGAGGCGCUGUCCGUUGCGGUCAGCGAGUUUAGCAACGACGCUUACCAGAGCCGCGCGACGCGCGUGGCGCGCGCCCGCAAGCAGGUCGUGUCGGGGACGAGCUACUUCUUGGACGUGGAGCUUGGCCGGACUGCACGUACCAAGUCCCAGGGCAGCUUAGACAGCUGUCCCUUCCAUGGCCAGCCGCACCUGAAGAGGCGGAAAGCUGUGCCCAUUCCAGGUUGA
This is a messenger RNA of Rangifer tarandus platyrhynchus (Svalbard reindeer), 720 nucleotides long. NCBI's taxonomy places the organism in Eukaryota, Metazoa, Chordata, Mammalia, Artiodactyla, Cervidae. The record is from the annotation of a GenBank genome assembly.